GACUCUACAGAUGCUUCCACGUCGGAGGGAGAAGAAGUGAAAGAGGCAGGAUGCUUCUGCUGUCGUCACCUCUUUAAGCGCCAAGCUCGCGUCUACAAAGGGGAGGAAGAGUCGGAGGACCAUUGCGGAGGGGGCGAUGACAUGUCAAGGAGGCAAUGGAUUGGCUUGUUCCUGGCGCUUUCGACCAUCGUCGGCUUCCUCAUCACAGAGUCGUCCAGCUCCCUUACACGGAGGCAGCACAGGACUCUGGGCGUACUCAUCUUUGCCGCGAUCAUGUGGAUCUCAGAGGCCAUUCCCAUACCACUCACAGGUAUCAUCGUGGGGCCGCUCCUCUUUCUGCUGGACGUCUGUCGCCUCGGCACUUCCCUCUCCGCUUACUUCAGCAACGUGACGCUGGUACUUUUCGGAAGCUCUUUCAUCUCCAUCGCCAUGGAGCGACAUGGCCUCGACGCGCGCUUCGCAAAGGCCAUCACGACCUGCUCCUGGGUGGAGUCGAAGCCUACGAGGAUGCGAACGGCCAUGAUGUUGGCUGGCUGU
Molecule: messenger RNA, 537 nt
Organism: Symbiodinium sp. CCMP2456
Lineage: Eukaryota; Dinophyceae; Suessiales; Symbiodiniaceae
Source: the annotation of a GenBank genome assembly